Molecule: messenger RNA, 1089 nt
Organism: Nematocida minor
Lineage: Eukaryota; Fungi; Microsporidia
Product: ERO1-like protein alpha
Exons: 1
Coding region: 1-1089 (362 amino acids)
Biological process (GO): protein folding in endoplasmic reticulum
Cellular component (GO): endoplasmic reticulum membrane; endoplasmic reticulum
Molecular function (GO): protein-disulfide reductase activity; thiol oxidase activity; FAD binding
Source: RefSeq, a predicted model, not a curated record
AUGAUUUUGUGUUGGCUGGGAGUGUAUGUGUUCUUUGUCUCGUUUGGUAGAGUCGCAGCAGCGGAGGUAGCGCUGUACAACAGUCUGAUGAUGCGGAAAAACGUAGCCGUCGCAUGCUCAACAAGCGACUUUUCGAAAGUAGUGAUGACCAUCGACGACGAGUGCCCAGAGUUCUUGAAGAGACAGCUGAGAGAGUGCUCCAGCGGCUGUGACUUGGCGAUAAGAAAGAAAAACAAGAAAGAAAACGACGAGUAUGAGCUAAAAAACACUUUCAGAGAAGAGAUAGGAGAAACAAUAAAAAUGACAGCAAAUGGUACGCACAAAACUAAAGUGGAGGUUGAUCUGAGAACAGUCCUGGAAAGAUACACAAAAUACAACGGAUCAAUUGUAUGGGAUGCCAUCCACAAACUGGGAAGAAACGAUCCUUUGCUGAACGUUCUUUUGAGCGGUGUCCACUGCUCUGUCUCUGUGCAUCUGUGCUCCUUCUACAACGAAGAUCCAGAAAACAGAAAGCUGUACAUGAACUAUGCGCUGAUGCAGCAGAAGGUAACGCCAGCGUAUUUCAACAAUUUGAGGUAUACGCUUGACUUCCUUAUCUCUUUAUUGCCGGUGGCCAUCUCUGAUCUGUCAAGCAUAGCACAGACGAAAGACGGAAUACAGGCCAUAGACUCUCUGAAGAACUCCUUGCUUAAAAAUAGGACGUAUGAUUACAGUGAAUACAAAAGCGAUGAAAAUACCGUUAGAAGAUGUGAAGAAGUAUUCAAGUACAUGGGGUGCGUUGACUGCAUGCGGUGCAAAGUGUGGGGAAAGGUGCAGUUUGAAGGGCUGAAGUGCGCGAUUAAGCUCCUUAGAAAGGCCCAGGGCAAUCCAAUUGCUCUCGACCGAUUUGAGCUUGUUACGUUCUUGAAUCUCCUGAACAGAGUUUCCACUUCAGUGGCGCAGUACAACAAAUACCGAAUGGAUGUAGAUAAAUUUAACAGGUCGAUGAAAGAGACCCAGGAAAGAAAGAGCAAUGUGCUUGAUGCAACAUACGCUGCCAUAGCGAGUCCGCUGGCCAUGAAUAAAAAUGUUCAAAGAAGAAGAGCAUAA